Molecule: messenger RNA, 1407 nt
Organism: Numida meleagris (helmeted guineafowl)
Lineage: Eukaryota; Metazoa; Chordata; Aves; Galliformes; Numididae
Gene: C17H17orf67
Product: chromosome 17 C17orf67 homolog
Exons: 5
Coding region: 631-903 (90 amino acids)
Source: RefSeq, a predicted model, not a curated record
GCUUCGUCGCGGCUGGGGCAGGUGUCGCGGUUUGUUGCGUUUCGAAGACCCGCCGCCGUGCCCGGAGCGUGCGCGUGCGUGGUGUGCUGUAAAGCUCUCCGGGUAGCAGUUCUAAAAAUAUAGCGGCAGUUGAUGCUAUUGGAAGCUACAGUUCUUCACACCUCAAGAACAAAACAUUUUGCUGUGACCUAAGCCCAUGCAGUACGCAUCUCAUCUCAGAUUGGAUGCAGUAUCCAAAGGGACGUGUACUUCUUUCCCUGCAGACCACGCCCAGCACAGUGCUGCUCGGGGGAUGCAGGACAUAGGAUGAAGGAAACUUUGAAUGAAGGGACAUUGUUAAAGUCCCGUCCUUACUUCACGCUCUGUUAAAUGGUGAAGUCAUUUACCAUCCCGUUUUCCACCCCCUUGUCCAAGAAAGAGAAGAAUUAAUGAACAGAGUUAUGCUGAGAAUGUUUGAGCAGAUAAUAGCCGUAUUCAAAACCUCAGGUCAGAUGUCUUCAAAAUCGUACUAUCAGUCAUAUUAGUUAAAGCAUAAACAAACAUUUGUGACUGACGUAGCUACUUCAAGUAGGCUAAUGCCUCCGUCAGCGCUACUCAGACUGGAACAGGCUGAGAGAAAGCAGAAUCAGAAUGAAGCGGUUACUUGUGUUUAUCUUCCUCCUGGUCCUCAUGACCGCUUUUACAGACACUUCACCAAUUUUGACUGAGAAAGAAGCCAAACAGAUUCUGAGAACUCGUCGUGAAGACAGACGAAGAAAAGCUGGUUUCCCUGAUGAGCCAAUGAGGGAGCACAUGCUUUACCUCCAGCGCUUGGAGCAGAGAUCGGAAGAGCAAUUCCUAGAGCACUGGUUGAAUCCACAUUGCUUCCCACACUGCAACCGGGACUUAGUCCAUCCCAUCUAAUGGUCUUGCCUACCCUGUGAUUGAUCUCUCCAUGGGCGCGGAAGAAGAUACAGACUGUGACUGUGCUAAGGACAAGAUUAUUACUGCAUUGGCUGUAUGCUCACUGUAGAGCUGAAUCUCUUUGCAAUAAUUACAAUCCUAGUGUCGUGACAAAACUUCCAAACAUAAGUAGCUAGACACAUUGUAGACCAACAUACACUUUCCACCUGUAGAGAAAAUAAUGAUUGCAUGCAUGAACAAAUAAAUGAAGGCUUUCCUCCAAGGUCUGAGGUACGGGCAAGAAUAAAUCACUAUCUAGUCCAGAGGAUGCUUUCUAAGGGGACAGCUUUUGACUGUCUAAAGUAAAUGGAACUUAAAUGGACUUCGGAGGAAAUGUUAAUUAUAGUUUUGUAGGUUAAAUAACAAUAUUAUAGGAAGACAACAUUUAUGCAGCUCUGAUCUAUCUUCAAUUGCUUGAUGAGCAUUUCAUGUAUUGUUUCAUAAUAAAUGCUUGAUUCAGAUCCA